This is a messenger RNA of Paramisgurnus dabryanus, 1710 nucleotides long. The record is from RefSeq and is a predicted model, not a curated record. Lineage: Eukaryota; Metazoa; Chordata; Actinopteri; Cypriniformes; Cobitidae.
AGCAGGCUACUCUUGAGCUGUGUGUGCUUUUCGGUCUUUCUGCUUUGAUAACGUGAUGGAAGGAUGUGGUUUUUCUUAAACACAUGAAGCAUAAGUUGCUGCUGUUAAGUGUGAGUGAGGAAGUUUGCGCAAGUGAAUGGGAAGGAAGGCUCAGCCUGUGAUGAUUUUGUGCAUUUGGCGUAUCACUUAUCGAGAUCUUCACAUACACAUAAACAUACAAUAUACAUCUACACACGUGAGAGACGUUUGAAACGCUGAUAACUGUGAGCAUUGGAAAUAUUGGAAGGUCAGCAGAAGAAGAAUGUCAUUUUACGGAUAUCUCCUCAUAGCUUUCAUCAUUUUUAGGCAGGAUUUUUGCUCUGCUGAACAGCCAUCCAACCCAGAAGCUCCCACCCUGACCCAGACAUCCAUGAUUGGUUCAUCAGUGGAGUUAUUGUGUCAGGCUCCACAGGGCUCUGGUGGUCUUGAAUUUAAACUCUUCAAAUUACGGACACUGGUAGAUACUGUCAGUUAUCGGAGUAAACAGCGAGAGGCACGAUUUGUGCUCAAGGGAAUAGAUACAAGCGAAGAAAACUGGUACUGUUGUCAGUAUGAAAACAGCAUUAUCAGUCCUUAUUUUAGCCCAAAGUUGAAAAGUACCGCCAAAGUACCUGUUGCCCCCCCUCCAUCCCCUCGUCUGGUGGUGGAGCCCUCGAGUGAAUAUGUGGUUACUGAUCAAACGCUGUCAUUCCGAUGUCAGGCCCCAGCUGCCUCUCUGAAUCAACCACCGGACGCUUUCCUCCUAAUCCAGAGAACCAGAGAAACCUCCAUGACCGGCCCUUACAAACUGGUGUCCCGGUCUCAGCAGCCUCUCUUCAGUGUAAAGACAAUGGGACGAGAAGACAGCGGCGACUACGUCUGUCUUUACCAACUCACCUUACCAAAGACGGGGCAGGUGAACUCUUCUACCAGUCAGCCGGUACACAUUACUGUUAUAGACCUCCCAGUUCCCACUUUGUCAUUGUCCAAAAAUGACAGGAGUGAUGUUUUGGAGUGUGUGGGUUCCCCCGCAUUUCCACAAGCUUACUUCUCUUUAUUCCGUGUGGGUUCCUUGUUUCCCGAGGCGACCCGCCCGUUUUCCUUGACCGAAGUCCGUGGUAGAUUUCCAGUAGCCAACCACUACGAGCAAGGCGAACAGUAUCAGUGCCAAUACACAGUGCAGCUGGGUAACUCUAACCUGUACUCUAAAAUGAGCCUCCCUGUCAAUCUCCCAUGCAUUCAAGGAAAGCAAUGCACACCAUCCUCUACAGGCAGAACAGGGAAGGCAGAUCUGGUGCUUAUUAUUGGCUCCGUUUCUGCUGGUGUGCUUUUCCUUAUGGUGGUGUCGCUCCUGAGCUUUGCCAUACACAGACAUAUCAAAAAAAUGGCAGAGAAAAGAAGAAAAAGAGAACAAGACAAAUUGUGGCAACAAAUUCACAUCGGAGAUCCUAUUAUUGAUCUUCCACUGCAGCCUUUUGACUGUAACUCACAGGAUUUUGAACCAGCGUUUAAUAGACGACCAUUGGUGCCAGAGCCCAUCUAUGACUGCCCCAUGAUGACAACCUUUACCAAUCCUGCACUCCUUUAAAUUCUGUUUGCCUAUAUUGGUUGAAGGCUGUGGGUUCCAUCCCCAGGGAAAAUGUAUAUCUUGUUUGCAUAAUUGUCUAUCUAUCUGUCAUCCAUUUAUAUCAC